This is a messenger RNA of Arachis ipaensis, 960 nucleotides long. Its product is annotated as maternal effect embryo arrest protein. The record is from RefSeq and is a predicted model, not a curated record. NCBI's taxonomy places the organism in Eukaryota, Viridiplantae, Streptophyta, Magnoliopsida, Fabales, Fabaceae.
AGAAUAUUGGAGCACAUCGUACUGUACGAGAGAGAGAGAGAGAAGGGUAAGUUACCUUUUGAAGUUGAGUUUACCUAAAACUAAAAACGCUUCUUUGAACAUUGAUUUCGAAAAGGAAGGAAAGCAACUGCCAAAAGCAAGACACUAAUAAAGAAAACGAAAGCAUCUUCCUCUUCCCACCCAAGCAAUAAUUAUUAACCCUAAACCCCUCCGAACUAAACUUCUUCCUCAUUGCAUCGCCAUUCAUGGACGAAUCACAGGAAUAUCCAAAGGAUUACUACUCGAACGCGCAGACGGUGAGAGUGCCGUCUUCUUCCAGCUCAUCGGCGACGACGAGCGUGCACGUGACGGCACUGGACGGUCUCGUUAACGUCAACUCGCUCUUCACCAUCGCCGUGUUCGUCGGCCUCUCCCUCACCACGCCGGGACAGCGCAGCCUCGAAAAUCGUUCCUCGUGCGACGCCGGCGUUGACAUCGCCAAGAAGCUUCUCGUCUUCGAGGUUGUUUCCUUCAGCUUCUUCCUGUUCUCGUCUCUGGUGGCGCAGGGACUCAAGCUCGCCCUCAACCUCCUCAACAGCAAGGAGGUUGAUGAUGCUUUCCGUGCACACAUCAACCUCAAGGUGCUCCGUUUCGGUAUGCUUGGCUCCGCCAUCGGCUCCGUCAUGGGAUGCCUCUUCUUGGUUCUUUCAAUGGUGAAUGUCAUCGAGAUCCGCCUCGGGAUGCUCUCUUGUGGCAGCAAGUCCGCCUCCCAUGCCGUUGCCGUCAUGGUUGUUUUGGUCUCCUCUGCUCUUUUGGUUUAUAUCUCCACUGCGAUCUAUGCUUUUACUCAUUGAUUGAUUGAAAUUUGAAUGAAUGAAAUGCUUUCUCUCUUUAAAUGGAAUGGCUUCUAACUUCUAUUAUAAGUUUUGUAAUUUAUAUUUGGUAUGCUUGAAUCAGUUGAAUGUUUGGAUAAAGGGAAAA